UGUCUAGCUAGUAUUUUUUGCCUUUUUAUUUUUUUAAGGUAAUUCUCUGGUUCAUCUUUAGCUUAAAGUCACUCAUGGGAACAUUGUUCCAGAGACAGCAAGAAAGAGACAGACUCUAGAGCUAGAAAAAACUGAACUCAAAUUUUACUUCUACUAUUUGCUAGUUAGGUUGGUUGCUUGGAAAAAUUAUGUAACCUUUUUGGGUUUCCACUUCCUCACUGUGAGGUUUUAAGUAAAAUGAGGUAAUUUACAUAAAAUGCCUAGCAGUGUGUAGUUGCUCAGGAAAUGUUUGUUACUAAUGUCAGGCCCCUCUUUCUUUACAUAUCUGCUGUCCAAAGUCUGUAAUUUUAAAUCGAUCUUUUGCUUUAGUUUGGGGAUCGUUGUCUAAGAGUAUUUUUCUGUGAUCAAGAACAACUAAUUCAGUAACUGAGAAAUACUCUUUAUUCAGAAAACAAAAACAAAUCAUAAAUGUUUUCUCCGCUCUAAAAGUUUUCAUUUUCUGAAAUAUUUUGUGGACGGUGAGUGAUUGCUAAAUUGUUUUAUUAGACUGGCUUAUUUAAGGGAUUUCAUGUAAUGAUUGCAUGAAAGGGGAGUGGAGAAGUCCUGUAAUAGUCAUUUGCUGACACUGAACUGUUUAUGAAUUGUUUCCUUAUUCCUUAUGUUUAAAGCAAUUCUUUUCAACUUUAACAUUUUAUGAUCUCCCAAAAAUGUAUGCAGCAACAUUUGUGUUUAAAGGUGUAUCUUUUAACUGAUUAGUUUAGUUGGGUUUGUCUUGAAAAAGGACUGAAUUUUGUGAAUUUGAAUAAGUCGGUGACAGGAGGUCUUUAACAUUUUUUCUCUUUGAACAGAUGUCUUGGCCUGCAGUGACUCCAACUCCCACAAUCCUUCCAAUUUUCCCCUCUACUAAAUAAGUUUUUAAAAAGUGACAUUUUUAUUGUAAGUGAUUGACUUAAUUCAGGCAAACAUUGCAGCUGAGGGAAGACUUCAUUCCAGUGAGGAACACUUUGAAAAAGACUUGGUGAAGGAAGACUUUGUGACUGAAGACGACUUUUCUCAUAGGAAAACAAUCAGAGGCUGGACACUAUUAUACUGUAUUUGCUGUUUUUCCAGCAGCUUAGUUGAAGGAGAACUCUGCUGAUUUUUAUUUCCUGAUUCUUCUUUACUUCCUUCCUAUUUGCCAACUAAGACUUUUAUUUGGAGAACCCUGUUGUACUGAGCCUGAAGUCAUCUUUGACCUAUAACGAGAGCAUGCAUUUUCAAGUAUCAAUUAGACUUGAGGAUCAAUAAAGUUCUUCUAAAAGGUCAUCACUUUUGCUGACCCUGUCCAGUUUUCACAAUGUAUCAUUCCUUAUCUGAAACUAGCCAUCCUCUGCAGCCAGAAGAACAAGAAGUGGGCAUUGACCCCUUGUCAAGUUACUCAAACAAGACAGGAGGAGACUCAAAUAAAAAUGGAAGAAGAACAAGUUCUACUUUAGAUUCUGAUGGGACUUUUAAUUCCUAUAGGAAAGAAUGGGAAGAACUCUUUGUAAACAACAAUUACUUGGCAACAAUAAGGCAGAAGGGGAUUAAUGGGCAGCUGAGAAGCAGCAGGUUCCGCAGCAUUUGCUGGAAGCUAUUUCUUUGUGUUCUUCCUCAAGAUAAAAGUCAGUGGAUAAGUAAAAUUAAAGAAUUAAGAGCAUGGUAUAGCAACAUCAAAGAAAUACAUAUCACAAACCCGAGGAAGGUUGUUGGCCAGCAGGACUUGAUGAUCAAUAAUCCCCUUUCACAGGAUGAAGGGAGUCUUUGGAACAAAUUCUUCCAAGAUAAAGAACUUCGAUCGAUGAUUGAACAAGAUGUCACAAGAACGUUUCCUGAAAUGCAGUUUUUCCGACAAGAAAAUGUGAGGAAGAUUCUUACAGAUGUUCUUUUCUGUUAUGCUAGAGAAAACGAGCAGUUGCUUUAUAAACAGGGCAUGCACGAGCUGCUGGCGCCGGUAGUCUUCACCCUCCACUGCGACCGCCAGGCUUUUCUUCAUGCCAGUGAGUCUGCUCAGCCCAGUGAGGAAAUGAAAACUCUCUUGAACCCUGAGUACCUGGAACAUGAUGCUUAUGCAAUGUUCUCACAACUUAUGGAAACUGCUGAACCUUGGUUUUCUACUUUCGAGCAUGAUAGUCAAAAGGGGAAACAAACACUGCUGACUCCCAUUCCCUUUGCUAGACCACAGGACUUAGGGCCAACAAUUGCCAUUGUUACUAAAGUCAACCAGAUCCAGGAUCAUCUACUCAAGAAGCAUGAUAUUGAGCUUUACAUGCACUUGAACAGACUAGAAAUUGCACCACAGAUAUAUGGGUUACGGUGGGUACGGCUGCUGUUUGGGCGAGAGUUCCCCCUACAGGAUCUUCUCGUGGUCUGGGAUGCCUUGUUUGCAGAUGGCCUCAGCCUGGGUUUAGUCGAUUAUAUCUUCAUAGCCAUGUUGCUCUAUAUCCGAGAUGCUUUAAUCUCUAGUAACUACCAGACCUGCCUCGGCCUUCUGAUGCAUUACCCAGCCAUUGGGGAUGUACACUCACUGAUCCUUAAGGCUCUCUUCCUUCGAGAUCCAAAGAGAAAUCCAAGGCCAGUGACUUAUCAAUUCCAUCCAAAUUUAGAUUAUUACAAAGCACGGGGAGCAGACCUCAUGAAUAAAAGCCGGACCAAUGCCAAAGGCGGCACUCCCCUGAAUAUAAAUAAGGUCUCUAAUAGCCUGAUUAAUUUUGGAAGGAAGUUGAUUUCUCCAGCAACAGCCCCAGGCAGUGCCGGUGGCCCUGUAUCUGGAGGCAGUGGUGGCAGUUCCUCCACUGCUGUGGUUCCCACCAGGACCUUAGCAGAGGUGCCCAGGCAUCAUUUGCAGCAGCAGCAGCAGCAGCAGCAACAGCAGCAGCAGCAGCAGCAGCAGCAGCAGAGGCUGAUGAAAUCAGAAAGCAUGCCAGUGCAACUGAACAAAGGUGAUGUAGUUACAGGAAGCAGUGCUCAGGUUUCUGUUCCUGCCCAGACCCUAACUGACCUCCAAGGACAAAGUUCUAAAAACAUCAGUUCAUCUCCAAGCAUCGAGAGCUUGCCUGGAGGGAGAGAAUUCACUGGCUCCCCACCUUUGUCUGCUACUAAAAAGGAUUCCUUCUUCAGCAACAUCUCCCGUUCCCGCUCUCACAGCAAAACUAUGGGCAGAAAAGAAUCUGAAGAAGAAUUAGAAGCCCAAAUUUCCUUCCUUCAAGGACAGUUGAAUGACCUGGAUGCCAUGUGCAAAUACUGUGCGAAGGUGAUGGACACUCAUCUUGUAAAUAUUCAAGAUGUGAUAUUACAAGAAAAUUUGGAAAAAGAAGAUCAAAUUCUGGUUUCCCUGGCAGGAUUAAAGCAGAUCAAAGACAUUCUAAAAGGUUCCCUGCGUUUCAACCAGAGCCAGCUGGAAGCCGAGGAGAACGAGCAGCUCACCAUCGCCGAUGACCACUACUGCUCCAGCGGCCAGGGCCAGGGCCAGGGCCAGGGCGACCGGGGGCCCGGGGCCACCAAGCAGGCCCCUUCGGAAGCGCCUGGGCACGCAGAUGGAGGGAGCUCAGAGGACUUCAUCCUAGUUUCCAAAGAAGACGAAGGAGGCGGUGCCAGGGCGUCUUUCCCUGGCCAGGCCCAACCUCUUCGCACCCUCCGGAGCACAGCUGGGAAGGGCGAGGGCCUGGCCCGCUUCCCGCUGGUCUUCUCUGACCCGCUGAUGGGCCCAGCCUCAGCAUCCUCCAGCAACCCCAGCUCCAGCCCUGACGAUGACAGCAGCGGCAACAGCAAGGACUCCGGCUUCACCAUCGUGAGCCCCUUGGACAUCUGACCACAGAGGCCAGGCCAUCCCCCUCAGCAGCCUUGGGGCCCAGCGGAGACCCUCGGAAACCAGCGCUUCUUUCCCAGCAUGUAUGUGGCAUUGGAGCCACCCACCAGAACCCUUUAGAGAAAAGCAAAUGUGCCACAGAGCACAGACUGAUGGUCACCAAGAUGCAGACGGGCUUUCAAGCCCUUCCCUAACCCCUGCGCCCUCUCUCUGAGGUAGAGCUGGAUUAAGUCCCAGUUUCACCCCGUGAGAAAAGACCAGACCACCAUUGGAGUGACUUCUCUGUCCUCUGCUCCCCUGCUAAGGUGUGGCAGCUCCAUCAUUGUAUCUAGAAGAAGGAAGAAGGGUUGGUUUCAGAUCUUUCCUCCCCCAGAGCAUCAGGCAUAGGAAAAUUGAUUGAUACCAAGAACACUUCUCUCUGGGAACCUGUAUCUCAGCCGAUUUCAUUUCUCCCUCGGGAAGUCACUGCAAAGCCCAGUGCAGCAGGAGGGACUGGUGGACUCCAGGGUUGGAGAAAAUCCAUUGCUGACCUCUCAGAAAGUUUCAUGACCUUUAGAAACGGGUCUGAACUUAGGCCUCAGUUAGGUGUGGUGGGUUUGGGUUUUCUCGUUUGUUAAAGGGUACAUUUCCAGGCCUUAGGCCAGGUCGCUCUUCCAUUCCUGCCCCUCCUCAAACAAUCAUGUUUCACCUGUUAGGACCAUUCACGCUGGGAAACAAGGUCACUGUACGCAGACCUUGCCUGGGGUGACAGGUUCUUUGGGCUGCUUCUCUGAGAUGGGGGACCUCUGGGCAGCGAGCGGAAGCUCUCAUGGCAACAGGUGAAAAGCUACAUGUGAAAGAACAGACCCUGUUCUGUCCUGCCUCUGCUGGCCAUGAAUUCCUCUCUAGACAAACAUGAUAAUGACAGGCCCUCCCCUCUUUCUCCAAGAAAAUGGUGAUGACUCGAGAGUCAGCUACUGAGCGGUCCUAAUUGGCUCUGCAAUUAGUUCUUAAACUGCAGCAGGGAAACCUCCUAACACAUCGGCAUGUGAGAUGAAUGAUAGCUCCAGUUUUAUCAGAUGUGUGGACUAGCUCUGGCCCGACUCUUGAGUGGUCAGCUCUGCACCCUGCUGGGGUGACUCACUGAGGAGGUUGCUACAGGUAUAUGUCCCCUUGAUGAUGAUUCAUGAGCUCCCAAGGUCCUUACAGUGAGGGGCCCUGCAGCUGUGCAAGGGUUGUCAUUACUUUCUCUCAAAGGCCCUGGCUUAGGAAGGUUCUAGAAGCAUGGAGCUGUCCUCGCCAGAGCUCCAGGACAGAAACUGGAAGGGCCAUGGCGCCAGCUGUCUCCUGGUGGCAGAGCCACAAUCCUCCACUCCUUUCAGCAUUUCUUCUACCCUGAGAGCCAGAGAAACGAUAGUAGAGUGUCACCGGCCCCACAGCAGCCACCAGACAUUCGGCCCUCGGACAGGCUCUAGGCUGCUCCCAGUGUGAAGGUCAUUGAGGCCUCCUGCCCUGCCAGCACGCAGUGUGGGCCCUUCACUCUGUGCUUCCCUGUCGGUGCCACGGGAGAACCAAUCGGGUCCUCAGGGGUACUGCUGCUGUGGCCCCCCAACAGGCUGCUCACACCUCAGAGGGAAGAAACUCACAGGGGGGAAGGGGACCCGCAGACGUAGCCACCCUCCAACUCCCAUAGGUCUAUGGGGUAUGGGGUUUGAAUUACUGUCUUGUCUUUUUUAAGUGACUUGUUUUUAUUCCUCAUAAUUGAGCAUCAUUUGCAUUUUUAUUAGUUACAGUGCUAUUAAAGAAUUUAUGUUCCUUUUUACUUUAUCAGGUACUUGUGUGUAAUGGCGCAAUUUUAAAAUCCCAAAUAUAUAUUUUUUCUUUAGCAAAUGUAAUCAUUGGAAACCUCUUUGUUUUGAUUAGUAGGAGUUAAAUUUUAUUUACGUAAAGCUUAGAUUAA
Molecule: messenger RNA, 5765 nt
Organism: Miniopterus natalensis
Lineage: Eukaryota; Metazoa; Chordata; Mammalia; Chiroptera; Miniopteridae
Source: RefSeq, a predicted model, not a curated record